AUGAGGCCCCGACACCCAGCGAGGUGUCGGCGGAACCAACAAGACCGUCUCCUCUCGCCCGAGGGCUUGACGACCUCUGUGGACGAGCCCGGCGAGGCCUCCGUCCCCGACACUUUUUCCGUCGUAGAACAGACGAAUGAUACCUUUCGGGGCAGCGACCCAACGACUUCUGCGCCUAUUCACCCUAGCGCUGUGACAUUCACCACCCCUGUGGUUACUACGCAUUUCGAGAGAAGCGAUUCUGAGGAACCUCCACUUGCUUCAAGGUUGGCCUUGGAGCUGUUUGGACAACCUGCUCAACCCCCAACGGUAUCUUCGUGGUUACCUGUCAUACUGGAGACCACUCGUUAUGAGGUUCGUUCCGGCCUAAAAGAGGAUCUACGCAAUCACCUCCUUGCGCAGUAUGAACCGAAGGAUGACCUAGCAUUCCUAACCCCUCCACGAGUGAAUAAAGAGAUUGUCCCGAAUCUCAGCGCGACUGUCGUCGCUCGUGAUAAACAUCAACUGUCCUCCCAGGCUCAGGUAGGCGCGUCAUUGAACGCCUUUGGCUCCGGUGUUUCGGAGCUAUCCAAACUUGAUUGGAUUCAGACUUCACCCGAAGGGAAGACCGCCCUCACCAAAAUUGCAGAUGGUAUUCGCCUCCUAGCGGAUCAUCAUUUCCGCCUAUCUCAGACUCGGCGUGCAUUCAUCGUUCCAUCCUUGAAUUUUCUGGGAAAAUCUGCAUCGGAUUCAGCGCCUAUUGAUGACUGCCUUUUCGGUAGUAAUUUUGCGGAAGAUGUCAACGCUGCGCAAUCUAUCGAACGGAUGGCUCGAAAGACGGCUAGGAAACCUCCUCCGCCGUCCCUUUCUCAGCCGCGGUCAUCGGCUCCGCAGCUCAGACAACAAGCAAAUCAACAACGGGAGAAAAUACCCCGAAAGCAGGGAAACAUGCCGAAUCCCGGGUGUCGAUACCCGACACCGAAUGGUCCUUAUCAACUUCGGCCUUUUACCUCAUUGACCAAACCUAUGGACCUUUUGACAUUGACCUUUUCGCCUCGGCCUUUAAUACCAAACACGAGGUUUAUGUCUCUUGGCUUCCUGACCCCGGAUCUUGGGCAAUAG
Odontomachus brunneus is the source of this 1101-nucleotide messenger RNA. RefSeq lists its product as uncharacterized. Bases 1 to 1101 code for a protein of 366 amino acids. Lineage: Eukaryota; Metazoa; Arthropoda; Insecta; Hymenoptera; Formicidae. The transcript has 3 exons. The record is from RefSeq and is a predicted model, not a curated record.